Messenger RNA from Tarenaya hassleriana, 1470 nucleotides. RefSeq lists its product as uncharacterized. NCBI's taxonomy places the organism in Eukaryota, Viridiplantae, Streptophyta, Magnoliopsida, Brassicales, Cleomaceae. The record is from RefSeq and is a predicted model, not a curated record. The transcript is spliced from 4 exons. The coding region runs from base 1 to 1470 and encodes 489 amino acids.
AUGGAUCGACUCCAUCAAGUUCGUGAUCUGCGACCGAGGAGAAACAAUCAACGACAACGUGCACCUUUGCCAGACUCUGCAGCGGAAUAUUAUGAGGAGUCUCAUGAUAAUGAUGGAGAUGCGGUUUCCUUGGUCACUAUACCGAGAAAUCGUGGAGGAAGGGAUGAGGUGCCACGACAAGUCCGAAGAGACCAUCGUGAAAGGAACGGUGUAGAUCAAAAUUUGGGGUCCAUCAAACUAUCUAUCCCGCCUUUCCAAGGUAAAAAUGACCCUGAUGUCUACAUUGAGUGGGAAAGAAGGGUGGAGUUAGUCUUCGAUUGUCAUAACUAUUCUGAAGAGAAGAAGGUAAAACUUGCUGCUGUAGCAUUUACAGAUUAUGCUAUUGUUUGGUGGGAUCAACUAACCUUGUGUAGACGUCGAAAUCGGGAGCAACCAGUUGGAAGUUGGGAGGAAAUGAAAGCUGUCAUGAGAAGAAGGUUUGUGUCUUCUCAUUAUUAUCGGGAUUUACACUUGCGGUUGCAAAGUCUUAAACAGGGAAAUAAGACAGUUGAGGAGUAUCAUAAAGAGAUGGAGAUCGCUAUGAUCCGUGCUAACAUCGAAGAGAACCGAGAGGCAACCAUGGCUCGAUUCGUCAAUGGCCUUAAUCGAGAGAUUAGCAAUGUGGUGGAGUUACACCAUUACGUAGAGCUCGAGGAAGUGGUGCAUAUGGCAAUGAAAAUAGAAAGACAACUCAAAAGGGGUCGAACAUCUUCACGAUUUGAAGGGACUAGCUCGAGUUCGAGGUGGAAUACUAAACUCGAGGGGAAUAGUUCAAGAUGGAACUCAGGGUCAAAGCACGAUGAGAAAUCACCUUUUAAAGCAAGAGGAGACAAAGUCGCUGCCAAAUCAUCGUUUGACUCGACAGAGAAGGGUCAUAUUGCUUCUCAGUGUCCCAACAAGAGAACUAUGAUUAUGUUAGAGAAUGGGGAUAUUGAAACUGAUGCAGAAGAAGACAACGACUCCAUGCCAUCACUUGAAGAUGUUGAUGAGGUAGAACAUGCUGUCACGGGGCAAGCCCUUAUUGUUUUGAGAGCUUUACAUGUGCAAGCUAAGGAGGAUGGGGAUGAACUACAAAGGGAGAAUAUCUUUUAUACUCGAUGUCAUGUGAAAGAUCGGGUAUGUGGAUUGAUUAUAGAUGGAGGAAGUUGUGUGAAUGUGGCUAGUUCUUUGAUGGUGGAAAAGCUUGGUUUGCGCACCAAAAAGCAUCCGAAGCCAUACCGACUUCAGUGGUUGAAUGAAAGUGGUGACUUGAAAGUAACCAGACAGGAAUUUAAUGACGUGUUUCCCGAAGAGAUGCCACCAGGAUUACCACCAAUACGAGGGAUUGAACAUCAGAUUGAUUUCAUACCAGGAACACCAAUCCCGAAUCGAACAGCAUAUAGGAGCAAUCCGAAAGAAUUCAAUGAGUUGCAAAAACAAAUCGGGCUGUGA